Molecule: messenger RNA, 370 nt
Organism: Echinops telfairi (small Madagascar hedgehog)
Lineage: Eukaryota; Metazoa; Chordata; Mammalia; Afrosoricida; Tenrecidae
Product: 40S ribosomal protein S14-like
Exons: 1
Coding region: 8-370 (120 amino acids)
Biological process (GO): translation; maturation of SSU-rRNA from tricistronic rRNA transcript (SSU-rRNA, 5.8S rRNA, LSU-rRNA); ribosomal small subunit assembly
Cellular component (GO): ribosome; cytosolic small ribosomal subunit
Molecular function (GO): small ribosomal subunit rRNA binding; mRNA 5'-UTR binding; structural constituent of ribosome
Source: RefSeq, a predicted model, not a curated record
CGCAGACAUGGCACCUCGCAAGGGGAAGGGAAAGAAGGAAGAGCAGGUCAUCAGCCUCGGCCCUCAGGUGGCUGAAGGAGAGAACGUCUUCGGCCACCUUUUUGUCUCCUUCAAUGACACUUUUGUCCUUGUCUCUGACCUCUCCGACAAGGAAACCAUCUGUCGAGUGAUGGGAGAGAUGAAGGUGAAGGCUGAUCGAGAUGAAUCUUCGCCCUACGCCGCCAUGUUGGCUGCCCAGGAUGUGGCCCAGAGGUGCAAGCAGCUGGUCAUCAGGGUCCUGCACAUCAAACUCCAAGCCACUGGAGGAAACCGGACCAAAACCCCUGGCCCUGGGGCCCAGUCUGCGCUCAGGGAUGAAGCAGACGUCUGA